Messenger RNA from Linum trigynum, 4169 nucleotides. NCBI's taxonomy places the organism in Eukaryota, Viridiplantae, Streptophyta, Magnoliopsida, Malpighiales, Linaceae. The record is from the annotation of a GenBank genome assembly.
UGACAAAUCUAGCAAUUUCGGUUACAAACUUUCGAAAUACACAAAGCAAUUGUGAUCCUAUCCUCGAUUUCUUCUCAGAAUUCUGUUUGAGGGAAGGCGACGAAUCAGGCCAAUUGACUACGAUGAAUCAGCCUUCACCGAAAACAAGAAUAACCACAGUUGCGACGUUUUCGAGGAAUUAGAGGGGGAAAUGCACUACGAGCCGCCACAUACUUCCUUCCUGACCCAUUGGCCUCUGUCGCCACCGGAGUCACCGUUUCCUCUUUCACCGCUACCACCGAUGCCUUCUUCUUUGCGGCUAUCGUUGAGCUUCUUCCUAGUAGCCUUCUUGUCCCUUUUCUCGCCUUUUUUCUGCGACUCCACCAAACUUCCAAGGUCUUCUUCUUCAAUCUCGCAAUGGGGGGAUCUGAAUCGGCGUUUUGAGAAAUAAGGCAUUCUUCUCCAAUCAUACUAUUAAGUGACACCGUUAAACGAGGAAUGGAAUUUCGUGUAUUUUGAAAGUUGUUCCUAUAAUGUCACAAACAUCAAAGUCGUAGCUAUGGAAGUGCAUUUUGUUUUUUUUUUUAUUUUUUUUAUUAAAAAUUCAUAUGGAUUGGUGGGACGAAAUAUUGUCAACUCAGCAUGUCCAUUAAUCCAGUCCAGUCACACUGUUUAGUGACAUCCGUUAAAAAGAUGCACCGAAAUAACUAUUUUAUUUAUUUCGAAAGUCGUUCCUAUCAUAAACGUGAAAAUGAGUAACUUUUUGUAUUUUACCUUAGUUAUUUGUUUUCCGUUUCAAGGUGAGAUUAUCCAUAAUAUAAUUUUCUCAACCUCACUAUUUUCCUCCCUCGUUCCUCUCCGCCACAAAGAAAGCCUCUUCCCUUUUUUCCUUUCUUCAACUUCGACUCUGAGCUUUACACAUAUCGUGUUGUUCAUCAUCACUACUGGCUGGAUAUUUUUUGCUCCCAUCUCACACCUUCCUCCCUUUCUUUGUUCUCCGAGAUCUAAAAGCUCUCAGCUUUUGUAUCCUUCUCACUUGGAACUCUUAAAUUUUCGAUACUUACACUGCAUAGGUAGUAGCGAUAGACGCCGCUUCUGUUUCCCCUAAAAAGCUUUUUAGUUCUGCCGUUGCUUCUCUUCGUAUACCCACUUCUAACUUGAUCUAUUAAUCGAUUGGAUUCUCUCAUUCUAUUCGCCAUUUGUUUCCUUCUUCAAUUGACCGCAAGCUCUUGUGCCCUUGUUUACUCUCUUUCGUCUCUUCUGUCUUGUUCCUUCUGUUGUUUUGGUGCCAGAUAUUCAGGGGUGAGUUGCCCUUUUCCCGAUUCGGGAACUUGUUGGGAUUACCUAAUUUCUUUUCCGCGCGGAAUUGAUUUCCCUGAUCUUGCUUUGCUAGUUGGAUUCGAUUUGGCUUCUAAGGAAGUUCUAGGCUUUGUUUUGCUGGGAUUCCAUUUCAGAUUUUUCUGGGUGGUGGCUGAUCUGGUGCCUAAGUCUAACCCUGUGAAGUUUUGGCUAUCUGGGUUCUUCUUCUCUACUGGUCAAAUUGACACUCGAGAGCUUUCAGUACUUCUGUAAGACACUGCGGUUUGUGGGUUGAGGCAGACUCUCGCUUGAUACAGAAUUUUGGGGAAGAUUAAUGCGUUGUUGGUAUUGAGAUGCAGCCUGAUCAGCGAAAGAAGUCUGUUGAUGUUGACUUUUUCACCGAGUAUGGUGAGGGUAGCAGGUAUAAAAUAGAGGAAGUUAUUGGCAAAGGAAGUUAUGGUGUUGUUUGCUCGGCAUAUGAUACACAUACAGGAGAGAAAGUUGCAAUUAAGAAAAUCAAUGACAUCUUUGAACAUGUCUCUGAUGCCACUCGCAUCCUUCGAGAAAUUAAACUUCUUAGGCUUCUACGUCAUCCAGAUAUUGUGGAGAUCAAGCACAUCUUGUUGCCCCCUUCCAGAAGGGAGUUUAAGGACAUCUAUGUAGUUUUUGAGUUGAUGGAAUCUGAUCUACACCAAGUUAUCAAAGCAAAUGAUGAUCUAACACCUGAGCACUAUCAGUUCUUUCUUUAUCAGCUUCUCCGAGGCCUGAAAUACAUACACACUGCAAAUGUGUUUCACAGGGAUCUAAAACCCAAAAACAUCUUAGCCAAUGCUGACUGUAAAUUAAAGAUUUGUGACUUCGGCCUUGCAAGAGUUGCCUUCAAUGACACUCCCACAGCAAUUUUCUGGACAGAUUAUGUUGCGACGAGAUGGUAUAGAGCUCCAGAAUUGUGUGGGUCAUUUUUCUCCAAGUACACACCUGCAAUAGACAUAUGGAGCAUUGGAUGCAUCUUUUCUGAACUUUUGACCGGGAAACCUCUUUUCCCUGGGAAAAAUGUAGUUCAUCAGUUGGAUCUGAUGACUGAUCUUUUGGGAACACCAUCUUCUGAAGCAAUUGCGAGGGUUCGUAACGAGAAAGCUCGUAGAUACCUUAGUAGCAUGCGGAAGAAGAAGCCGAUUCCUUUUACUCACAAAUUCCCUCAUGCAGACCCUCUUGCACUUAGGUUAUUAGAAAAAAUGCUAGCAUUUGAACCCAAAGACCGGCCUACCGCUGAAGAGGCCCUUGCAGAUCCGUAUUUCAAAGGUUUGGCCAAAGUUGAGAGAGAGCCUUCCGCUCAACCUGUUACCAAAAUGGAAUUUGAAUUUGAGAGGCGAAGAAUAACAAAAGAAGAUGUGAGGGAGCUCAUUUACAGAGAAACACUCGAGUACCAUCCAAAAAUGUUGAAAGAAUUCUUGGAAGGUUCAGAACCAACAGGCUUCAUGUACCCAAGUGCUGUUGACCAUUUCAAGAAGCAAUUUGCUUAUCUUGAGGAGCAUUAUGGAAAUGGUGGGCCUGCUGCUACUCCGCCAGAGAGAACUCAUGCAUCAUUGCCAAGGGCCUGUGUAUUAUAUUCAGAUAAGAAUCCUAUGCUGAGCUCAGCAGCACAAGUAGCAAAUGAUCUUUCCAAAUGUUCUAUCAAAGAAAUUGAGAAGCCACACAUGGACAAGAGUGGUGGACCUGGUGGUAUCCCGAUGGCAAGGCUUCCCAUUCAAGUCCCUCAAAGUAUUCAAGCGGGCCCUGCUCGUCCUGGGAAAGUUGUUGGCUCUGUACUGCGAUACAACAACUGUGCCACAGCAGCCGAUACAGUUGUUGACCAGCGAAGAAUGGUCAGAAACCCUUCUACCACAUCUCAAUACACCUCUUCGAACGGUUCAUAUCCAAGAAGAAACCCGGGCUGCAAGAAUGACAGGGGAGAAGACGAUGGAAUUGAAGGGUCCAAUGGAUUGCAGCCAAAACCACAGUACAUGGCAAGGAAAGUUGCUGCUGCUCAAGGUGGACCGGGAAGUCAAUGGUAUUGAAGUCAAUGGUAUUGAUGAUGGUUAUACACCCCAGUAGGCACACUUUGACUUCCAUCUCUCCACUCUUGUGGAUGGUCAUCACCAUCAUCCCUUGAUGGAGGUGCUAUGAACUGGACUCACCUGCUUCGGGUACUCUAUCAUGCAAUGGAUUUCGUCGGUGCUAAAGGUGAUUCGAAAGAUUGUGGUCGGAGGAACUUUCUUGGCUUGGGAGGAUGAAGUGGAGCGGAGAAUGGAACAGGUUGUAAUUUAUUUCUCUAACUGAGGUUAAAAGAGCUGAAAUAAUUAGGUUCUUGGUCCGUUAGCAUACCGGUGAGUUGCCAUGUCUGAUUUAGCUCAGUAGUGAGUCCACGUGAAAGGAGUCUGAUGUUCGUAAAUGGGAGUCGGGUAGUGUUGGUUGGUUGCUUACCAGAUUCUCUGCACCUCUUCUUGUUCUUUCCUUUGUAGAAGUUUUCCUACCCUUAUUUUGUUCACCCCAAAUUAUUCAUUUUUCGCUACUUGUACACUUCUCCUAUCUAUGUAUCUCUGUCAAAUAAAGAUUCUGGGUUUAGUACUUGUGAUAUUCCAGGGCAAUGUAUCUACAUACGGACUACCUAGUUGUUACAAUUUGUGCUCACUUAUUGUUUCAUGCAAGCAUUGCAUCCUAUGAUCAAUAAUUUACUAUUUGCGCUCGCUUAUUCUUGUAUGCAAUCGUUGUAUCAUAUGAUCAACUGUUUACUAUUUUUGCCUCGCAAUUUCCUGCUGCGACGCCAUUGUAUCCUAUGAUCAAUCGUUGAUUGUUUGGAAAGGUACUGUUUGUGCAAUCACAGGAAAAGAUACUAAAUACUUACAGUGCCA